Neltuma alba is the source of this 2052-nucleotide messenger RNA. RefSeq lists its product as uncharacterized. The record is from RefSeq and is a predicted model, not a curated record. Lineage: Eukaryota; Viridiplantae; Streptophyta; Magnoliopsida; Fabales; Fabaceae. The transcript has a single exon. Gene Ontology annotation, molecular function: S-adenosylmethionine-dependent methyltransferase activity. Bases 421 to 1830 code for a protein of 469 amino acids.
UCCGGAGCUCAACAAGGCUUGUGGCUUCGUCUUUGCUCGCCCCGCAGUUCUUCGGGUUUAGGGUUUUCUGCAAAAUUCAUUCACUCAUUGAAUACGAAACUUUCAGAAUGAGUUGAUUUUUCUGGGAUCAAUGCGGAGAUAGGAGACAAUCCAUCCAAGAUGGGAGGUGGCUGGGACAAGCCAAUGUCGAAGAGGGUUCCGAUGAGGGUCUGGUUAAACUUCCAAAAACCGAUGGGUGUCCUCGUGGGUGGAAAUCACACCUCCUCCAGGUUUUGCACUCGCUAAUUCCUCUCCCGCCUCUCCAUUCCGGCUUUCAUUUCUCUCUGAAUUUUCAGACAAAUCAAAACCGCCUCUUCGAAUUUUGCUUCUUCUCGGUGAUCUAGCUCUCGUGAACUUUUCUGGGCAUCCAUUUGAAAAAUUAUGGAUGCCAGGACCUUGACAUUUCAGAUCCUUAAAGGGUCUGUAGCGAGGCGCGUGCUUUUUCGAGCAUUCUUACUGGCCUCUGCUCUUUCCGUUGUAUCUUUGGUCCGCGUCCCAUCAAACUUAAAUUUGGGAGCGUUGGCUCCGAUUACUUAUAAUGACUGUAUCGCGGAUUCCGAUUCUACUAUUGUCACUUUGACUCAGAGCUCCUACCUGUUUCCGAGUCGGGUGCUGAACACCUUUUGGGGUUCAUUCGACUCUAUGAAUUGCAAGCAAGAUGUCAAUUUGACUGUCACUGUGGUCAAGGAGUUGAUGGGCAAACAGUUUUUGGACUGUAAUGCCAAAAGUCUCUGUAUUGGAGAAGGAGCCUCAAAGGCCGCGUUGGCAAUGCAACAGUUGGGAUUCUCCAGCGUCAAUGGUGUUCACAAACACCGCUUUUUCUCACUCAAACAGAAAAAAAUCGUGUACGAGCUCCAUUUCCAAGACUCUUCAUUCGAUUUCGUGUUUUCUAGGGAUCUGGAUAAGGUUUCAGUCCCUGCAUUACUCGUGCUCGAGGUGGAGCGCGUUCUUAAGCCUGGCGGAAUUGGUGCCCUGCUUGUGGGUGCUAGUCGUUCGAACCCAAAUGACUUGAUAAAGUCUGCCACGCCGGUAUCGUCAUUACUGAGAUCUUCAAGUGUUGUGCAUGUUGGUCACAUCAAUCAACUUAAUCUCGUGGUUUUCAAGAAAAGAUUCGACAAUACCAGCUCUUCUAAUAAUUACAGUCUUCCAGUGGACUGUCCAAAUUUUACCCUCAACAAGCCUCUGAUGGAGCUGUUGGAACCUCUGGUAGAGGAAAGGCCCCCUCCAGAGUUUGCAGAACGGAUAUCAUAUUUGCCCAGGUUUAUGGAUGUCUCAACUAGAAAGCGAAUGGUGUAUAUUGAUAUUGGGGUAGGGAAGCCGCUGAACGCAAAUAUCACUGACUGGUUCCUCCCAUCAUAUCCCAUCGAUCAGAAAGCUUUCAAUGUCUAUUUUGUUCACUACAACACUUCCAUCCUGUUAUCGUACGUGAAACGACCUGGUAUCACUUUUGUUUAUCAUCCAGGAUUGGCAGGAGACGCGGCAGCCAAGCUCAGUAUGGACAGCGAAGUGGAUCCUUAUGUCGGAGAGGAAGAAUUUGAUUUCGUCGCCUGGUUCAAGGAAACUGUGCAAUUUGCAGAUUUUGUGGUGCUGAAGAUGAAUGCAGGAGAAGUUGAACGGAAGUUCCUCUCGGAUAUACUUGAAAGUGGGGUCAUAUGCUUCGUUGAUGAGAUGUUCCUGGGCUGCCCACGCAGUGAGAAUGGUAAAAACAUGAAGGCAAAGGAAAGCUGCAUGGACAUCUACAAGGGUCUUAGGAGCAGCGGCGUCUAUGUCCACCAAUGGUGGGGAAGCUGAGCCGCAUUAAGGUCCUAUUUUUAUGUUCGAUCAUUGUCGAAGUUUGUGUUUGGUGUAACUGGACUAUGGUCCGGCCAUGGGAUGUUGCUAUUGUGCUCGUUGUCUGUGUGUGUUGGGUGCUAUGAACAUCCAAGUGCUUUGUGGUUGGGCGCUUAAAAACUAAAUAAACAACCAUUGUCGUCAUCGUGUUUUAUUAAUGAAAUCAGUGUGUGAUCAUAUCCA